Aspergillus pseudotamarii is the source of this 2408-nucleotide messenger RNA. RefSeq names its product putative dynein intermediate chain. The coding region runs from base 47 to 2104 and encodes 685 amino acids. The transcript has 3 exons. The record is from RefSeq and is a predicted model, not a curated record. Gene Ontology annotation, biological process: transport along microtubule. Gene Ontology annotation, molecular function: dynein heavy chain binding; dynein light chain binding. Lineage: Eukaryota; Fungi; Ascomycota; Eurotiomycetes; Eurotiales; Aspergillaceae. Gene Ontology annotation, cellular component: cytoplasmic dynein complex.
AUUUGGUUUGGAUGGUACGUCAGCCCAUCGGCUGUCUCAAUUCACCAUGUCAUCAGCUAUGCAACAGCGAAAGGCAGAGAUCCUCGCCAAAAGAGCGAAACUUGCCGAACUAAAACGACAAAGAGAGUUGCGCCAGCAGGAGUUCUCGCAAAGUCGGGCCAACAGCGGUGAUGCUUCCGAGGUCGUGUCCCCAGUUCCUAGCCGUGCCGAUAGCAGAGCGGAGCUCGAUGACCUGAUCUCUCGUCUGGUGGACCGUCCCGGGUCGGCGUCCAUCAGCCACGCAGAUGGCCCCUCACGCAAAGGGAGCAGACCGAAUUCAGUGAUUAGUGCUAGCCAAGUGAGCGGAGAUCAUGCCGAAGCAUUCAUCCCUGCUGCGCGACCAGUUUCGCACUCGAUUGCCGUCCAAACCGUCGGUGCAGAGCCAUAUCCUACAGCACCACCCCCUGAACCAAAACCCGAAAUUGUUACAUACAGCAAAGGAGUCCAGACGGAUGACUCGAAACAACCACAAGAUACUUCAUCGGCUGAAUCUGAAGACGAAGACGGGCAGGAUCCUACGGGCGCAGGUAAACGCCUAAGCAAGAAGGAGCGCGAGCGCGACGAAGAGAUCCGGAAGAAGCUUCGCGCAGAAAUCGAGGAGGAAUUACUAGCUACCCAGCAGAAGGCAGAACAUGACGCCGAGGAUGAAUCUUCCAAACUACGGUAUCCAUUGCGCACAUUGGAUGAUGAUGAACUGAAGGCAGUGACCUCUUCCGAGGAUUUCCUGGACUUCGUCGAACGUUCCGCAAAGGUUAUUGAGCGUGCCCUUGAUGAGGAAUAUGACGUACUAGCGGACUAUGAGCUCGGUGGACUUGAUGGCGAUGUCGAGGAAGAUGACGAGCAUGGGAAGAAAAGGAGAGGCAUCAGAGAGGUUUGCCAGUUUUGGGACGAACGAUGGAGUAAGAAGCGCAUGAUCAGUGACGUGAGCUUUUCUCCAAAGUUCCCGGAGCUUGUUUUGGCUGCAUACACCAAAAACCCAUCUGCACCUCAUGAACCGGACGGCCUGGUUCAAAUUUGGAACCAACACCUGCAAUCCCGCCCCGAGUAUGUGUUUCAUUCUACAUCCGAUAUCUUAGCGGCCAAGUUCUCUCCAUUUCACCCUAACCUCAUCGUCGGCGGUUCGUAUUCCGGGCAGGUUCUGCUUUGGGACACCCGGUCAUCGCGCGCGGGUGGUGGUGCACCGGUACAGAAGACGCCUCUGACUGGUUCUGGGCACACCCAUCCAGUUUAUAGCAUUUCAAUCAUCGGCACACAAAAUGCUCAUAACAUACUUACUGCAUCUACGGAUGGCGUGGUUUGUGGCUGGACUGUUGAUAUGCUGUCUCAACCUCAAGAAUAUCUCGAACUUUCUACUCCCCCGCCUUCCAAAACCGAAGAUCUAGCCCCCACGACUAUGUCAUUCCCACAAUCCGAUCCGACAUUCUUCAUCGUUGGUACCGAAGAAGGCGGGAUCUACCCUUGUCAUCGCUAUGACCGAGCCGGUGCUAAGGCCGGGACUGACCACCGUCUUGCGUACCGCGGCCAUGCAGCCCCUAUCAUGUCUACUGCCUUCCACCCGGCUCGGGGCCCCGUUGAUCUGGGAGACCUGAUGUUGAGUUCUAGUUUGGAUUGGAGCGUGAAGCUGUGGCGUGUUCGGCCACCAGCCACCACUGCACCGGCCACCUCGGCCAUCGCCGCGACACAGGUUGUGUCUCCAAUUCUGGACAUCAACCGUGAAGACGUUGUCUAUGAUGCCCGGUGGUCUCCCCACCGCCCUGGAGUAUUCUCCCUCGUCGAUGGUGCUGGAAACCUCGAAGUUUGGGACCUCUACACGGAUACGGAAGUACCAGUUGUGCGGACCACGCCGUCCAAGGGCCGCGGUGGCAUCUUGACGAGUAGUCUCAACAAGGUGGCUUGGGAGGAGCGUGAAGGAAGGCGGAUUGCCACGGGUGGAUUAGAUGGGGUUGUCACCGUCUUUGAGGUAGGAAAGGGUCUUAGUGGCACUCCUGAAGAUGUGCCUGCCGAGGAAUGGGCUGGAGUGAAGCGACUAGUGGGGAAACUAGAGCAAAAGGACCGGAUCAACUGAGGUAAUAAUUAGGUUUGCGAUUGGCAUAGAUCACUUCGCUUUUCAGCUCCAGUGGACGACGGUCAAUGCGGCUUGACUCAAGCCUUUGUGCGGGGAGUGUUGAUCCCCCGUUGCCUGAACGCCGCAAGAUCAUCAUCCGCAAGCUAUCGUCCAGUUGCUACAACAGAGUAGCCGUCUCCCUUUUCCUUGCUCAUUUUGUACCAACCUUCCUUGCAUGGCGUCUUUUAUUUAGUUUUUAUCAUAUACCCCUCGGGCAGCUGUUGAUGUGUGUAUGUAUUUGUUGGACCAGGAAGGCGGGUUCUCU